Molecule: messenger RNA, 804 nt
Organism: Drosophila ananassae
Lineage: Eukaryota; Metazoa; Arthropoda; Insecta; Diptera; Drosophilidae
Product: accessory gland protein Acp29AB
Exons: 1
Coding region: 85-804 (239 amino acids)
Source: RefSeq, a predicted model, not a curated record
AACCGAGAUUUCUUUACAGGAUGGAGGUGAAAUAUAAUUUAAUUUAAAUCCGUCUUUCUUUCCUACUAGUCAUACAAAUUUAAAAUGCUCGUGUUGGGAAAGUUUUGUUUUUUCGCGAUACUCGCUUGUAAUCUUAUUGGAUUCUCGACAGGAUCCCAGGACAAUGAAACAUCCUUGUCCGAUCUGAAGGAGCCACAGGAAGAGUGUUAUCCAUAUUGUUUAAUGCUCCUGAAGCCAAUUACGAAUCAUAUUGCUCUUCACCAGAAUGAGUGGGCUGAUCGGGACGCCACAAAGCAAAACGAAACUCAACAGAAGCUUAUCCAGAUUAUUGACAAGCUGGAAGCUAUCCAGAAGAAAUUUCAGAUUUUAACCGAUGUACUAAAAGAACAGGAUUAUACCCUAAUUAGCAUAGACAAAAUAAUGGUCUUUGAGCGAAUUGGUACUAGAUACUUCUAUAUCUCGAAUAAAAAUAAAGAUACGUGGAUGGCGGCAGGCGAAAAGUGUAAAAAAAUUGGCGGAUCUUUGGCGGUCUUCGUUGAAGAGCAGGAAGUGAUUGCCAUCAACAAUUUCCUCAUCAAGGACGAUAAGUACUGGACGGGUCUAAACGAUAUAGCCGAUGAGGGUAUAUUAGUCUCUACGGCAUCGGCCGCAACCGGCAAUUCAAAACAGGCCUUGUACACCAACUUUAGUAACGAUACUUCCAAUGAUCGAAACAAGGACUGCGUUUCCUUAGUGAACCAAAAAAUGGAAUAUCAUAAAUGUGACGAGGAAUUGAAUUAUAUGUGCCAGUUGGACAAAUUUUAA